CGAUUGUACAUUCACGACAACUCUGGUGGGAUAUUGAACCGUCGUGCAGAAAUAAUGCCUGUGACCUUGACUUUUUGGUUAAAAGUCGAAAUGAGUUUGCUAUAACGUUCACGUGUGUGUUGAAAAGCACUGAAAUAACACAUGAAGUGAUGAACUUGUUAAAUUGUGGCAUUAUUCGUAAUUUACGAAUAGCUCUGUAACUUGUGGAGUCUAGACCUUUUAACGACUUGAAACCUGUGCAAAACUAGCUUUGAGUAGCUAGUUAUUGCAGUUACAACCUAACUAAACUGAGUCAGCUUUGCAACUUAGCUUAAUAUUUAUUUUCCACUUUAGAAAUGUCAAAGAAGACUGUGUGUAUCGUUGGAUCAGGAAAUUGGGGCUCUGCAAUUGCUCGGAUUGUUGGGACCAAUAUCCUGGAUAAUCCAGACACUUUCCACAGCAGAGUGAACAUGUAUAUGUAUGAAGAAAAGUACGAGGGAAGAAAACUGACAGAAGUGGUCAAUGAGAUGCACGAGAACGUCAAAUAUCUUCCAGGUUUCAAACUACCAGAAAAUGUGGUAGCAAUGCCAGACCUGGCUGAGGCCAGUAAGACUGCGGACAUUCUCAUCUUUGUGUUGCCCCAUCAGUUUGUAAGAGGCACCUGCAAGGCCAUGCAGGAACACGUCAAGGACACGGCACUGGCUGUGUCUUUAAUCAAGGGGUUUGACAAAGACGCGGAGGGGAACAUUUUGAUGAUCUCUAAGCUGAUUGAGGACUGGCUGAAGAUCGACUGCUGUGUGCUCAGUGGCGCCAAUCUGGCGCAGGAGGUGGCGGAAGAGCAGUUCUGUGAAUCCACAUUAGGGGUCAAGAAACCAGAACAAGGUGAAUUGUUGAAGAUGUUGUUUGAGAAACCCUUCUUCCGAACCUCUGUCGUUAUGGACGUGGAAACCAUAGAAAUGUGUGGGGCCUUAAAAAACGUGGUGGCCAUUGGAGCGGGCAUAGUGGAUGGUAUGGGACUGGGGCACAACACCAAGGCAGCUGUGUUGAGACUGGGACUCAUGGAGAUGGUUGCCUUUGGCGAGUUAUUCAUCAAAGGUUGCAAAGAGGACACGUUCUUUGAGAGCUGUGGUAUAGCUGACCUGGUGGCCACAUGCCAUGGAGGCAGGAACAGACUGCUGGGAGAAACGGUCGUCAAGUCUGAUAAGACUAUACGAGAGUUGGAGAAGGACAUACUCAGGGGACAGAGCUUCCAGGGUCCAUUAGUGGCUAAAGAGGUCUACCACACACUUUCUCAAAAGAACUUGUUGGAAAGGUUUCCCAUGUUUACGGCCAUCUACCGUAUAUGUGAGAGGGAGAUGGACCCGAGGGAAUUCAUCGACUGUCUACGGAACCACCCUGAACAUAUUUAGUUUGGAAACAAACAUAACCACUUGUGGAUUCUUGUGGUUCAGGUUACAUGUACCUCGCACUAGAAUGGCAUUGCUACAAACAGCUAUGACAAUUUUGUCAUUUUUACACUUUAACUAACAUGUAAAUGUUAAAUUGGGCAAGGUUACAAACUACUUGGGUAAACAUGGCAAUAGGCUACAUACCACAAGAGCAUAGGGAGGCUACAUUGCUUAGAAAUCCUGCUGUUAUACUCAUAGAGAUUCUCUUACAGAUCUGAGGGCAUGUUUGAUAAACAUAUCUUAGAACUGGUAUUCAUAAAAUAAUAUUUGAUUUAUUGUUGUUCAUUCAGCCAAUACAAAAUGGAGUUCUAAUGUAGGCAUUGAACAACAGACAUUAGAUGCUUUAAGCCAAAGGAUAGUGAUUAUGCAAAAGUUACUUCAAAUUGAACAUGAUGAGACACUAACAUUUAAAAAAAAGAGAGAGAUUGUGCUAUAUACAUUGUUAAGGAUCGUAUAGUUGCAUUGUUUAUUUAGUAGCUUUUUCUCAGGAUAUUUUGUUCUUUGUUGAUUUUAAGAAUAUGGAUUGUAAUGUUUGAUUUAGUAAUAAUAAUAAUGAACAAUUUUUAAGUAUAAUAUUUGUAUGCCUUGAAUGCAAAUGUUUGCGUUUGUUUCAUAUGGGUGCUUUUGGUUUUGAAACUUUUACCCUUAUUGUUAACGGAAUGUUAUAUAUAUUUUUUACUUUGUCUUAUUAUUGUAUUUAAAAUGUAUCUACUAUUUAUUUGAAAUACAUUUACUAUAAACCAA
Messenger RNA from Dreissena polymorpha, 2171 nucleotides. Its product is annotated as glycerol-3-phosphate dehydrogenase [NAD(+)], cytoplasmic-like. Gene Ontology annotation, biological process: glycerol-3-phosphate catabolic process; carbohydrate metabolic process. The record is from RefSeq and is a predicted model, not a curated record. Gene Ontology annotation, molecular function: glycerol-3-phosphate dehydrogenase [NAD(P)+] activity; NAD binding; protein homodimerization activity. Gene Ontology annotation, cellular component: cytosol; glycerol-3-phosphate dehydrogenase (FAD) complex. The transcript has 9 exons. Lineage: Eukaryota; Metazoa; Mollusca; Bivalvia; Myida; Dreissenidae. Bases 336 to 1388 code for a protein of 350 amino acids.